UCUAUAUAUCACAAAGAAAUUUGAAGUAGUAAUGUAAAGGUGGCUCCUUUUUCACGAAUCAAAGAAGAGACCGAUCAAGUUGUGACUAUUUUUGAUGAUGAAAAUCUCGAACCUUUUAACAUCUUCACGAGAUGUGUGGCCAGUGAAAAGAUUAUGGCUUUUUCAACUACGCUGUCUCUGCUCAUCGUCGUCUUCAUCGUCUUCUUCUUUGCUUUCUUCUGUGCCAAGCGAUGAUCACAUCGUCCGUCUCAUUCUAGAUCAGAAAUCAGCUUCUGGAGUUUUGGAAACUUUCCAGUGGGCUUCGACUUUUCCUGGGUUUAUUCAUUCUCGUUCCACUUACCGUGCUCUGUUUCAUAAACUUUGUGUUUUCCGACGUUUUGACACUGUCUACCAACUGCUCGAUGAAAUGCCUGAGUCGAUUGGUUUGCCUCCGGAUGAUGCUAUCUUCGUAACUAUCAUUAGAGGGUUUGGGCGUGCUCGGUUGACAAAACGUGUGAUUAGUGUCGUUGAUCUGGUUUCGAAAUUUGGGAUCAAACCAUCUCUGAAAGUUUUCAAUUCGAUUCUGGAUGUUUUGGUCAAGGAAGACAUUGACAUAGCUAGAGAGUUUUUCAGAAGGAAGAUGAUGGCUAGUGGGAUUCAAGGUGAUGAGUACACUUAUGGGAUUUUGAUGAAAGGGCUUUGUUUAACCAAUAGGAUUGCUGAUGCUUUCAAGCUCCUUCAGAUCAUGAAGACAAGCGGUGUGGCUCCUAACACUGUGGUAUAUAACACCUUGCUUCAUGCUCUUUGUAAGAACGGGAAAGUUGGGAGAGCUAGGAGUUUAAUGAGUGAGGUGAAGGAACCUAAUGAUGUCACUUUCAACAUCUUGAUAUCUGCUUACUGCAACGAGCAGAAGUUGAUUCAGUCAAUGGUAUUGCUGGAGAAAUGUUUUAGUUUGGGUCUUGUUCCCGAUGUUGUGACGGUAACUAAGGUGAUGGAAGUUCUCUGCAAUGAAGGCCGUGUGUCUGAGGCACUAGAGGUCUUGGACAGAGUGGAAAGCAAAGGAGGUAAAGUCGAUGUUGUAGCUUGUAACACCUUGGUUAAAGGGUAUUGUGCGCUAGGGAAAAUGAGAGUUGCUCAACGCUUCUUUAAAGAGAUGGAGAGAAAAGGUUACUUGCCCAAUGUGGAAACAUACAACUUGUUGAUUGCUGGGUUUUGUGAUGUUGGAAUGUUGGAUUCAGCUCUGGAUACUUUCAAUGAUAUGAAUACAGAUGCGAUUAGAUGGAACUUUGCUACAUUUAACACGUUGAUCAGAGGGCUUUCAGUAGGAGGGAGAACAGACGAUGGUUUAAAGAUAUUAGAACUGAUGCAGGACAGCGAAAACGUUCAUGGGGCCAGAAUUGAUCCGUACAACAGUGUCAUCUAUGGCUUUUACAACGAAAACCGCUGGGAGGAAGCUCUGGAAUUCAUGCUCAAUAUGGAGAAACUGUUUCCAAGGGCUGUUGACAGGAGCUUCAAGCUGAUAAGUUUAUGUGAGAAAGGUGGUGUGGAUGAUGUAAAGACGGAAUAUGAUCAAAUGAUUGGAGAAGGAGGUGUUCCAAAUGUUAUUGUAUCUCAUUGCUGUAUUCAUAGAUACAGCCAAGAAGGUAACAUGGAAGACACACUUGAGCUAAUAAACGACUUGGUGACCAGAGGCUAUUUGCCUCAAUCAUCAACAUUCAAUGCUGUGAUUAUUGGGUUCUGUAAGCAAGAUAAAGUCAUGAAUGGUAUUAAAUUUGUGGAGGAUAUGGCUGAGAGAGGUUGCGUUCCUGAUAAAGAAAGCUACACUCCGUUGCUCGAAGAUUUGUGCGUGAAGGGUGAUAUUCAGAAGGCUUGGUUAACUUUCUCACGAAUGGUGGAGAAGUGUAUUGUCCCUGAUUCUUCUAUGUGGAGUUCACUGAUGGUUUGUCUCAGCCAGAAAACAGAGUUCCACCUAAACACCUUAUUGCAGGAUAUAACCCAAAGUUAAAGCUAGAGGCAGUGACAACUUUGGAGCUCCACCUUGAAGUCUUGAUAGUGCUCCGCAAUAAAUAAAAUAAAUAGCUCCAAACUGGCGAGCAGAGAUAUCAAGAUGGUUCUUUUGAAAAUCUGUUAAAAGCUUUAAAGGAGAAGAAUUUUAAACACAUCA
This is a messenger RNA of Capsella rubella, 2143 nucleotides long. RefSeq names its product pentatricopeptide repeat-containing protein At2g17525, mitochondrial. The coding region runs from base 95 to 1984 and encodes 629 amino acids. Gene Ontology annotation, molecular function: protein binding. The record is from RefSeq and is a predicted model, not a curated record. The transcript has a single exon. Lineage: Eukaryota; Viridiplantae; Streptophyta; Magnoliopsida; Brassicales; Brassicaceae.